Messenger RNA from Sphaeramia orbicularis (orbiculate cardinalfish), 4045 nucleotides. It is a transcript of the gene hltf, whose product is annotated as helicase-like transcription factor. The record is from RefSeq and is a predicted model, not a curated record. Gene Ontology annotation, biological process: DNA repair. Gene Ontology annotation, molecular function: hydrolase activity, acting on acid anhydrides, in phosphorus-containing anhydrides; nucleic acid binding; zinc ion binding. Gene Ontology annotation, cellular component: nucleus. The coding region runs from base 66 to 2963 and encodes 965 amino acids. Lineage: Eukaryota; Metazoa; Chordata; Actinopteri; Kurtiformes; Apogonidae. The transcript has 25 exons.
UGAAAUACGUAUCCUUGCCAAAGUACAUACGUGGAUUGAAUCAAUCAAACAAACAAACAGGUGUCAUGUUCUUCAACAGAUGGAUGUCCUCUUGGGCCAGGGCCAGUGAGGACCUCUUCACAGAUCGCAAUGAGAUCAAUUCAGAGACUCUCUCCCAGGCCAUCAGGGCUGCAGCAUCUGAGGAGCCGGACGCAGACGGCAGUGUGCUGUUCGGCCAGCUGCAGGGCACUGUGGUGGGCCUCAGAUAUUACACAGGGGUGGUGAACCAAGGGGAAAUGGUCGGUUUAGUGAGGGAACCCCAGAAUCCAUACGAUCGUAACGCAGUGAUGGUUGCCAACAUUUAUGGCAACCAGGUAGGACACAUAAAGCGAGAGCUGGCAGCGGCUAUGGCGUACGUCAUGGACAACAAGUUGGCUAAAGUAGAAGGGGUGGUGCACUAUGGAACAAAAAAUAAGUUCAACAUGCCUGUGAUGUUGUCCUUCUGGGGGAAAGAAGAAAACAAAAACACUGUAGUUGAAAGCAUGUUACGUCGUGGAUACAAACUCAACACAGGUGGAAUCAAAUCAGCAGGUGCUUAUCAGACAACAUACAGCAGUUCAGGUGCUCGUGCAUUUCCAACCAAAAAAGGUGUGACCAUCCCACUUACUGCAGAGGAGCUGAAAAAUGCAUUCGAUAAUCUGUUUGAAGGGUUAAUGGAGAGUAAAGAUGGGGAGAAAGAAGCUGCCAAGUCUGUAGCUACUCCUCUCCUGCUCCACCAGAAACAGGCUCUGUCCUGGAUGUGCAGUCGAGAAAACAAGUGCACUCUUCCACCCUUCUGGGAGAAGAGAGGUGAUCUGUACUACAACACCCUCACACAUUUCUCUGCUAGAGAAGUACCGGAGAGGGUGCGUGGAGGGAUACUGGCAGACGAUAUGGGACUGGGAAAAACUCUGACAACUAUUGCGCUAAUCCUCACUAACUUCCACAAUGGGAAGCCUCUGCCCGUGGAGAUGAGUGAUGGGCAGUCUUCUUCUAAUAAAGCCAAAGUUAAACCACAGACCUUUAAACCUGAAGAGAAGAGCAGUGGAACAGCGGCGAGUGAGACAACAGUUAAAUCUGUACUGUCAGACCCAGACCCACAGAUGGAGGUCAGGAGCGAUACAGAUAUAGUUGUGGUCACAGACAAGUCAGAGAAAAUUACAGAUGCGGGCAAAGGAAAGGCAAAAGCCACCAAGCGCAAGUCAAAAGAGAGCACAGUACUGCUGGAGGAUUUGGAUUUUGCUGCAGCACUGAGUGGUUCAACAUCAGAUGCAGGUUUCAAGAAGAAGAAAACUAACAAAAGUGCCUCUUCCUCUAAAAGUGGAGAGUCCUCCAUCACUGAAAGCCCAGAAGACUUAUCAGCGAGAACAACACUUAUCAUCUGCCCUCUGUCUGUGCUCAGCAACUGGCUGGACCAGUUUGAACAGCACGUCCAUGCUAACGUGAAGCUCAAUGUGUAUCUCUAUUACGGAUCUGAGCGUAACAGGAGCAAGAAGUUUCUGUCAUCUCAGGAUGUGGUGAUCACCACCUACAACGUCCUCUCCGCUGACUUUGAGAAUAAAAGUCCUCUACAUGGGAUCCACUGGCUGAGGGUGGUGCUGGAUGAAGGACACACUAUAAGAAACCCAAAUGCACAGAUGAGCAAGGCCGUUCUGCAACUGAAAGCGCAGCGACGCUGGAUUCUUUCAGGUACUCCCAUCCAGAACAGUGUGAAGGACCUGUGGACGCUGCUGGCCUUUCUGCGUCUGAAGCCGUUCGAUGUCAGAGAGUGGUGGAACAGAGUGAUCCAGAGACCUGCCAUGCAAGGAGACAGAGCUGGCCUGCAGAACCUUCAGACCCUGGUGAAGUGCAUCACCCUGAGGCGGACUAAGACCAGUGAGGUCAAUGGACGUCCACUUGUGUCUCUCCCUGAGAAGAUGGUCUGUGUGGAGCAGGUCGAACUAAACCAGCAGGAAAGGGAGGAGUAUGAGCUGGCGCGCAACGAAGGACGAAGUACCAUUGGAAGAUAUGUAGCUGAGGGAACAGUUCUGAGGAAUUACGCUGAUGUUCUGGCCAUUCUGAUGAGACUCCGACAACACUGCUGCCACCCUGAUCUGCUGGCAAAGAUAUCCUCAGAUUUAGGUGCUGCAGCCACACCUGCAGAGCUGAGGGAGCGUCUGGUGGAAAAGCUGCGCCUGGUACUGGCUAGCGGCUCUGAUGAGGAAUGCUCUGUGUGUUUGGACUCGGUGUGUCUACCCGUGAUCACACACUGUGCCCACGUUUACUGUCGGCCCUGCAUCGCCAAGGUCAUCAGCACUCAACAGGGGACGGCCCGCUGUCCUCUGUGUCGCAGCGACAUUAAGGAAACUGAACUGGUGGAGGUUCCACUGGAGGAAAUGGAGGAUGAGAGCAGUACACACGCUAAGAAAUGGAGGACAAGCUCAAAGGUGCAGGCACUGAUGGGAAACCUGCUCAGGCUGCAGAGUGAGGACCGCAGCAUUAAAUGUUUGGUCGUCUCUCAGUUUACACGCUUCCUCUCCAUCCUUGAGACUCCACUCAGAGAACAUGGGUUUAGUUUUGUCCGUUUGGACGGCACCAUGAGCCAAAAGAAGCGGGCUCAGGUCAUCCAGGAUUUCCAGAGCUCUGCAGCCAAUAGCCCAUCCAUCAUGCUGCUGUCACUCAAAGCCGGGGGCGUGGGGCUUAACUUGACCGCUGCCUCUCAUGUUUUCCUCAUGGACCCUGCGUGGAAUCCAGCCACUGAGGAGCAGUGCAUCGACCGCUGCCACCGCCUGGGCCAGAAGAGGAAGGUUGUUGUUACUAAGUUUAUUGUGAAGGAUUCAGUGGAGGAGAACAUGGUGAGAAUCCAGAGGAAGAAGCAGGACCUGGUGGAGAAGGCGUUCGGCUCUGCAAACACCGAUAAGAAAACAUCUCGCAUUGAUGACAUCAAAGCCUUGUUGGAGCUGUAGACGUCAGAAAAUGGACUCAUCUGAGUGAUUUGUUCACAUGGAAAAAAACAGUUGCACCUAGUUGUGUUGAGUUAUCUGUUCUUUUUUGGAGUCAGACACUGGACGUCAGCAGCCUUCAGUUACAUUUGCACUUGUUAACAUUUCAUGCUUUUUUGCAGCAAAUAAUUAAUCUUGAAAUGUAAUUUUAAUGUCUGUUGCCUUGUAAAUGUUACAUUUCAGUACUGAUUCAGUCACAAGAGACACCGCUUCCAAAGCUGAAGAAUGACAUUGGACAUAAGACUUCCAUUGGGUUUAGUGUAUUUCACUAACAGAGAUGCAAGUAACAAAAAAAAAUAUAUGCCAGUAUUGUACUUCACCCAAGUAUACAUACUCAUUACAUUUUUAAAACCAGGUCAUUACUUUGGCUUUGAUGCAUUUAAGAGGAAUUGUCCAUUAUUUGUCUUCCCUAACUUACACGAAAAGAUGGCAAAAUAUAUAAAAGAUGAAAAUGGUAUGAAAGGUGAAAACCCCAUCCUGUAAUUUCAGAUUUUGUUAUUUAGGACUUAGUGCUGUACGUAGAGAAAGUACAAGAUGCCUUUUGCAACAGUAAAAUAAAACUACUGCCAUCUGAGUUCCCAUUCAAGAUGGAGAUGACAUAAUAGACAAAUGGGUUGAAGAUGCAACAAGACUAAAAUAAUGUACAUUUUGUGUAUCUAAAUGAAAACGUAAGACCAAAUCUACAUAAAAGAUGUAACUCCAUGAUAUAAAUGACCAAACAGUCGACGGGUUCUGGAUCCUGUAGAAUAGGAUCCACUGUUUGACACUGAAAAAUGAGGAGUGAAGUUAAUGUUCAGUAUUUUCAGUCUAUUUGAAAUUUGACCAUGAACAGUUUGCAACAUGUUCAGUUCACAUUGCGUGUAAAGCGGUAGUGAAGUAGAAACGUCUCUAAAGGCCUGGUUUUUACUGUUACACUUUGAGUUUCAGCACUUGUACAUAAUCAUUCUCACUGCAGUUCGGAAGCUGAAUCAGUACUUCAACCACUCUUUUUUUAAGUGUCUGUACUUCUGCUUCUGUAAAUAAAAUAUGUAUAUUUGCCACCUCUA